Molecule: messenger RNA, 573 nt
Organism: Necator americanus (New World hookworm)
Lineage: Eukaryota; Metazoa; Nematoda; Chromadorea; Rhabditida; Ancylostomatidae
Exons: 1
Coding region: 1-573 (190 amino acids)
Source: RefSeq, a predicted model, not a curated record
AUGACGAAAGAUUCCCAUACAUUGCAAAAAGGUGCUGUCGUCCAGCACAUCGCCAAAGCCCACAACAUGAAAGGUCAACUGCCUGUAGGGAGCAUGGGAUGUUUGGCAACAACCAUUCGUUUCGUCACGCUGAGCCGCCGAACGCUGUCGAAUGAACUGCAAGAAACCGCCAUGUCUAGAGUUCUGCGAUCUCUCUGUGUGCCUUUUGUUGCAGUGCAGGAAACACGCAUGAGGGAUCGGCCCGUCAUCAGCAUCGAAAAUUACACCAUAUACUGCGGCGAUGCUGAUGAGAACAAAGUAGGUGGCUGCGCGAUAGCUGUGAGGAACGAUUACAAGAACCUGGUGGAGGAAUUUGGCUCAAUAUCGUCUAGAUGCGCCUUUCUACGACUGCGGGAUCGCAGAGGACGAAAAAACUGGAUCGUAAGUGCUCACGCACCUACGGAAACCGCUGAGGACAACAGUAAGGACGCCUUCUACGAUGAAAUGAAUGCGUUGAUGUCUAAAUUACAUUGGUCAUUGUCGGAAACAACGCAAAUGCGAAGAUCGGAUUUGAACAGCAAUCCAAUGUGCUAG